This is a messenger RNA of Malus domestica (apple), 905 nucleotides long. RefSeq names its product replication protein A 14 kDa subunit B. The record is from RefSeq and is a predicted model, not a curated record. Gene Ontology annotation, cellular component: nucleus. Gene Ontology annotation, biological process: DNA repair; DNA recombination; DNA replication. Gene Ontology annotation, molecular function: DNA binding. Lineage: Eukaryota; Viridiplantae; Streptophyta; Magnoliopsida; Rosales; Rosaceae.
CGUAUUGACCUAACCUCCUGUCCCACUCAACUCAUCUUUUCCCCCAAUUUCCCAUCUUUCCUCGACGACAUAGCCAAAUCCAGACGAGACUAUCAUCGAUUCACCACCAUCGUCACCCCAUCACAGCCGUCGCGACCACAACUCAGUCCUCCCUCUCAAAUCUUGAUCGUCGAUUCACAGUCGAUUCUCAGACUCCCUCUCGAAUCUCGAUAGCUGAGCUUCCUCCUUCAGCUCAUGUGAAGUCGACUCCGACCACCACCACCAGCUUCUUCUCUAAACUCCGACACCACCUAACGGUUCUUGUCGAAGCCAAAUCUUCAAUCAAAAGGAUAUGGAUACAUCAAAUCCGGCAGUUUUUGUCAAUGCAGAGUUGUUGCGACUGUAUGUUGGAAGGCGGGCUCGGGCACUGAUUCAGGUGGUGCGAACUGAGGGUGGAACUGUCAUUGGAAAAUCUACUGAUGGAAAGGAGCUAGUUGUGAAGGGCAACCCGCCGGUUCCUCUUACAAAAUUUGUUGAGGUCAUAGGCAUUGCUGACAGUGAUAAGUCCAUCCAUGCUGAGAUAUGGAACAACUUUGGAGAGACAAUUGACACAUCUUCUUACAAUCAGCUCUGUCAGCUUGCAAAUGGAGAAUAUAAACAGUUGUUCAUCUGAGUUGCAACAAGAUUGCGUUGUAAGCGGGAAAGGGCUUCCUUUUAAUGUAGUUGGUCACGUAGUUUUAGUACUAUCUAUGGCAGUUUGUCGAAUUUUAUGGCAGUGAAGUGAUUAAGAUCUUGGCUAUUCGACAUUUGCAGAAGUCUCAAAUAUUCAAACCUUUUUUAAUGUACCUGCAAUCUAUUUUGCUAAACCUUCAAAGUUCAUGCGACUCAUUAUCCGCGAGAUUGCUGUGUUUGAGUUUUUUAUUUCA